GGCUGACCCAGCUGAUUGUAAGUGGUCAGUUGUUUUAGAAGGUAAAAGAAGGAUACUUGGCAUUGAAGAUGUGGUGGACGAGGAAGAAUAUGAUGAGCAAUUUAAUGAGUCACCACCUUCCGUUUGGAGCAUCCUUCCAAUAGUCGAUGAUUUUGACACAACGUUGAAACGAAAAGAUCAUAAUGAAGGAUUUUAUGUCGCAAAAGAGAAGAAUGAAGUAGGUAUAAAUUCUAUGAUUUUUUUUUCCAAUAUUUGUUAGUAAUUGCAUAAAUUGCUUAUUAUUGUUAUGUGUUCAAGUUUAUAAUUUAAAAAUGAUAUAAAUCGAUGUCUUAAUAUAUUUAUGUCUUUUUUUUUCAGGUAAGUAAUAAUGGAGGAUGAGGAUUUGCAUAAUCGUUCCAUGCCUUUGCAAAGUGAGGAAGAUGAGUCACACAAUCAAUCACAAUCAGAGCAACAAACAACCGACUCUCAAAAGAAGAAAAAAAAGCCAAGAGGUCCUUCAAAGGGCCUAAAAUCCAUACCUGGGGUUCCUAGAGUGCUUGAAUGGGAUGAAUUGUGUCGACCCAUUGGAAAGUGGGCAAAAGCAUACAAAAUUCAUGUUGGUGAAAUAAGUCGUGCAAAGGUGUCUAUAUUGUAUAAAGAUUGGAAUCAAGUUCCACAAGGAAUAAAAGACACUUUGUGGGAAGAUGUUAAGAGAGAGUUUCAAAUCGAAGAAGAUGAAGACAAGAAAAAAAAGGUCCUACACACUUGUGAUAAAACUUGGAGAGAUUUCAAAACAAAAUUGGUCAGUGGUUGGAUCACAUGUACCAGGAAUAUGCCGAAGGAGAAAAGAAUGUCGUAUGUACUCUAUGAUUUCAUAUCUGAGGAUAUGUGGAAAACAUUUGUGGAGGAGCAUACUACAGAUGAUUUUAAGGUUUGUGUGUAUUAAUAUCAAUGAUCAUGCGGGUUAUUAAUACUUUGUUAACGGAUUCUUAUGUACUAAUCUUCAUUUAUGCUCGUGAAAAUAGGAAAUUAGUGAGAAGGCAAGACAAAGCCAGUCUUUCAACGAAUACCCUCACCAUUUAGGAGCCAAAUCAUAUGGUGAAAUGAAUAUUGUAUGGCGUAGAAAAGGGUAUAUUCCCACGACAUCUUCAGCAUCCAGUACUUCAUCUUGUUCUUCGGUUGUGUCUAGUUUGCCGGAUAGGACAUAUGCUUAGCUUCUAGCAAGAUCAAUAGAAGAUGAUAAGGGAAAUCCUUAUUUGCCGGAUGAGAAAACAAGAGAGCUGAAAGAAUCCAUUGUAAGUAUAUAAUAAGUAUAUGUAAUAAGUCUUUAUUUCAAUUUUGAAUAUAUUUUGUUAAGUUUAUGUAUUGCAACCAAAGUUUUCUAACUUGAAGUCAUUGUGUAGGAUAAUUGGAGAAAGCAACAAGCUGAAGGAAACUUUGUUCCUAAUAGGCAUGAUGAUAUCUUAUCUCGUGCCCUUGGGAAAAAUGAUCGUAAUGGUCGGGCAAUAGCAUUUGGCAGUGGAAUUGGCAUUAAAGCUGUAUGGGGAUCCGGAAAGAGGCGUAGUGGCCGACGGGGUAGGGAAUUCGGAGAUGAUGAGCUGGAAGAAUUAGAGGCAAGAGUAGCCCGGAGGGUACGAGAGGAGACUAUGCAGGAGAUGGAUUCUAAAAUGGAUUCCAUGGUUCAAGAGAAGUUUAUGUUAUUUGCUAAACAGAUUGGUAUUCAAAUUCCAACUGAAAUGAUAGAAAUGAAUAACAUAGGCCGGACGACUCAACAAAAUCCUAGUAGUUGCCAAUCAGUGGGUGAUGAUCCAUUUGCAAACAUACAUGUAUCCAACACUUUGUUAUUUUAUAUUUUGUAUCUUUUUUUUUAAUGAUUUAUGACUGCGACAUACUUUUAACUUUGUAACUCAGUUUUCUAUAUUUUUUAAUUAUGAUUUUUUUCUAUCUUUAUAAGGAACCGGUUCCUUGUCGGCUAUCAUUGUUGAAAAAUGACUCUGAGAAAGUCAUUGUAGCUGAAGGUACAUAUCAUCCGGAGUUAAUCCUUGAUCAUCAUAGUAACCUCCUUCCGGAUCACGUGAGGGUGAGUGUUGAUGAUUUUUUUGACGAGUUCAAAGAAUUCUCGGUUCCAGUUCCUU
Molecule: messenger RNA, 2114 nt
Organism: Chenopodium quinoa (quinoa)
Lineage: Eukaryota; Viridiplantae; Streptophyta; Magnoliopsida; Caryophyllales; Amaranthaceae
Exons: 2
Coding region: 368-925 (185 amino acids)
Source: RefSeq, a predicted model, not a curated record